Clarias gariepinus (North African catfish) is the source of this 2849-nucleotide messenger RNA. RefSeq names its product zinc finger HIT-type containing 6 (gene znhit6). Gene Ontology annotation, cellular component: nucleus; pre-snoRNP complex. Gene Ontology annotation, biological process: maturation of LSU-rRNA from tricistronic rRNA transcript (SSU-rRNA, 5.8S rRNA, LSU-rRNA); box C/D snoRNP assembly; snoRNA localization. The transcript is spliced from 10 exons. NCBI's taxonomy places the organism in Eukaryota, Metazoa, Chordata, Actinopteri, Siluriformes, Clariidae. The coding region runs from base 40 to 1659 and encodes 539 amino acids. The record is from RefSeq and is a predicted model, not a curated record.
GCGUGCGGCAUAUCAUUAACGCGGUAUUAGAGAUUAAACAUGCGGGACGUCGCGGCGGUUUUACACAAACAGCUCGACAUGGACGCGGAGAAAGACGGACGGAGAGCACUGAAGCGGAAAAUAUCAACGACGAGCUGUGAUGUGUGUGAAGCUGAAGAAGCCAAGUACCGCUGUCCCAGCUGCCAGAAGUGCUCCUGCAGUUUGCCCUGUGUGAAGCAGCACAAGCUCCAGUCAGGGUGCAGCGGCGUUCGGGAUCGCACCGCCUUCGUCGCUCUGUCUCGCUUCAGUGACCUGGACCUGCUCAGCGACUACAGGUUUCUGGAGGAGACGGGGCGCAUCGCUGAUGGACCCAACAGAGACACGCUGCUACACACUCCAUCACACCACUCCUACAGUGCGAAGCUGCUGUUGCGGAACGCGAGGGCGGCGAAAGUGACUCUGAAGCUCCUGCCGAAGUCAUUCAGCCGGCGCAGAGAGAACACCUCCUUCUAUAACAAAACAGAAAAGAAGCUGUACUGGUACCUCAAGCUGUUCUUCCCUCACAGCAACGCCAAAUACUCUGCCAGAGUUCCAGAAGACCAAGUUCUUGAGAAGAUCCUGAGCCACUACAUCCACCCGACCGAAUCGGAUCCGGUCAAACGGCAAAACUUAAAGAUGUACGUUGACACUCCAAUCGAUCGGCUCAGUGUGUUUAUGAAGUCUGAGCAGAGGCUACCAAACUCUCUGAAGUACCAUGAGCUGGACUUGAAGAAAACGCUGAGAGAGAACCUAAUGUUCAAAACAGUGGUGGAGUAUCCAGAGCUCCAUGUGGUCGUCAAAGAACGGCGCUGUGAGGAGUACUGUGCCCGCAUCCCAGACAGGAGCAUCAUCUCAACACGUCCUUCCUGCUCUUCAGAAGCGCUUGGAGCUCUAGAGAGCCGCACGGCAAGACCAGAAAACGAAACAGCGGCACAAUCUGACCUGGAGGAAGGAGAGAUUCGAAGUGAGGAGGAGGAGAAGGAUGAUCAAAAUACUGCCAGGAGUGUCAGUUGUGCAGUCUUUAAAAAUAAUGAGUAUGUUAGCACUUCUGUAGAUCAAAAUUUAACCAGAAAAUCGGAUGAUGCCUCUUCACCUCCACGUUCUCUAAAUAAGUAUGACGAUGAUCAACACACAGCAGCCUCAGAGUGUCUUUUUCCUCCUUCUUCAAGUGAUAAGGAUGUUAAAGAUGGCAUUAAUAGUCCUGCACUUCAUGAUGCAGACUGUCUUCCUCCCUGCCCUGAUGAUGUCACCAAACACACCAAUGGCCUUAUGGAAGUAGAUGCUGCUCAUCUUCUUGAUGAGAAUUGUGGUGAUGGUAGAACGUCUAUCGAUCAAAAUCUAACCAAAAGAUUAAACGAGAGUUCUCCUCAACGUACUCUAAACGAAUGUGAUGAUGGUGAUAUCAAAAAUACUGCAAGCUCAGGGUGUCUUCCUCAUUCUCACAGCAAGAACAUUGAUGUUGAAGGUGACCUUGAGAGUCCCGCUGUCCAGGAUGCCAUGUGUCUUUCUUCGUGCACUGAUGUCACCAAAGAGAAUAGUGACUCCAUGGAAGUAGCUUGUGCAUCUCUUUCCCUUCCUGCAGAUGAUGGUGGUAGUAAUGAGGGCAGCCCUUCUAUAGAUCAAAACCCAAAAUUUAAAUGACCUUUUAUGCUCUAAACAAUAAUGGUGGUGGUGGUGGUGGUGGUAAUAUUAAAAACACCGCCAGCUCAGAGUGUCUCUGUUCCUUCUUCUUCAAGCAAGAACAUUGAUAGGGAUGUUGUUGAUCCUGCUGUUUAUAAUGUAGUGCAUCUUCCUUCUUGCCUUGAUGCUGUCACCUAACAGAGUAAUAAUGUCAUGCAAGCAGAAGGUGCUUCUCUUUUCUCUAUCUCGGCAUGCUCCAAAUUAUAAUGACGAUGGUUGUGAUAUCAAACAGUUCAGAGUGUUGUAUUCUUCUUCCUUGUUUAAGUAAAAACAUCAAUAAGGAUGUUGAAGGUCAUCAUGAUGACCCUCAUAGUCCUGCUGUCCAGAACUUGGUGCGUCUUCCUUCCUGCAUUGGCGAUGUAUCCAAACAGACUCCAUAGAAGCAGAUGGUGCUCCUCCUCAUGAUAGUGAUGAUAAUGAUGGUGAAGGAACUAAGGGCACUAUUUGUGUAGAUCAAAAUCUAUUUUAAAAACCAAUUGACUAUCUUUGUUUUCUAAACGAGAAUUAGUUUGGUAUUAAAAGCUCAGCAGACUCUGAGCAUCUUGUUCUCGCUUGAAGAAGGAAGAUUGUUCAGGAUAAUGGACAUCUACAUGAUGUUGAGCAUCCUACUUUUUCAGAACACUGUCUUUCUUCUUUCCUCAAACAGACUCAUGUCUUGCGCUCUUCCUCUUCCAUUUUCUGAUAAUCAGGGUAUCCUAGAGAUCAGAAUCCAACUGAAAAAAUCAACGACCAGCCACCUUCACAUGCUCAAUGUUUGCAUUAUGUUUCAAGCAAUCAGGAUGUUGGAGGUCAUUUUGGUGACCUUGUUAGUGCUAGUCCAAGGUAGUGGUUCAUUGGAAGCUGAAAAUAUUGAUACCACGCCUAUCUACCAACGAUUAGAAGUCAGUGCUUUAUUAUAGGUUUUCCUUUCUAAUGAUUGCUACCGUGUGGUAGUUGAUCAUUUUGCUGUAACAGCAUGUCCUGAAGUGUUCGGCGGUGCUGUGGUCUCUCAGAAUGUACGACGUUUUCUCAUGUAAUAAAUGAAAACACCUGCUAGCAAAGGAGCAGGAACAUUUAAUAAGUAAUAAAAAGUACAAUUUCUUUUGUAAAUGUGUGCAGAAACAGUGACCCAUUAAUGUGAUAAAGUUUUAUUAAAGAAAUUAAUAACUGUC